CUCGCUUGUAGGAUACACAGCCAUCUUGGAUCUGCGAGGAGAGGGUAAAUUAAUGCGGUGACAAACGGAAUGUUCGGUGCAACGAGAAAGAAGUUUGAUGGGGUCGAAAGUGACUACCCUGAUGAGAGCAUGUACUAUAACCAGGCGUCUAUGUUCCAGCAUCGAUCGGAGAAAGACAUGCUGCCGUCUCCCUCGCCGUCAUCGUCAGGUCAAUUGUCACAGCUUGGUGCAAGUUUGUACGGUCCUCAAAGUGCACUAGGAUUCUCAAUAAGAGGCAUGAGCAACAACAACCCUCAAUUGAACCGGAGUUUAACACAAGGCACUCAGUUACCGAGCCAUAGCACCCCAACAACAGGCGUCCCAACAAUGUCCCUCCACACAACACCACCUUCGCCGAACAGGGGGAUCCUACCUAUGAACACCAGGAACAUGAUGAGCUCGCAGGUAGGGCAGGGCAUGGGUAUGAGCGGCAGGACCAACAGUAUGGGCAGUUCUGGCCUGGGCAGCCCAAACCGCAGCUCUCCCAGCAUUAUCUGCAUGCCCAAGCAGCAGCCAGCACGCCAGCCAUUCACCAUCAACAGUAUGUCAGGAUUUGGAAUGGGCCGGAGCCAGGGGUUUGGAAUGAACUCCUUAUCCAAUAACAUCUUCAACGGAACAGAUGGGAGUGAAAAUGUGACAGGAAUAGAUCUCUCAGAAUUCCCAGCACUUGCAGACAGAAGUCGGAGGGAGGGAAACGGCAACCCUACACCGUUGCAUAAUCCACUGGCUGGAAGGGCGCCCUAUGUUGGAAUGGUCACAAAGCCAUCGAACGAACAGUCGCAGGACUUUUCAAUUCACAACGAAGACUUCCCAGCCCUGCCCGGCCCCAAUUAUAAGGACCCGACAUUGAGCACGGAUGAAAGCAAAUCAAGCUUAAACUCUUCAGGCAAGGGCAGCUCGAGUGCAGAUGGACCCAAGUUUCCCGGUGACAAGACAUCAUCAGCACAGAAUAACAACCAGCAGAAGAAAGGGAUCCAGGUGUUGCCUGACGGCAAGGUAACGAACAUUCCCUCAGGAAUGGUGACGGAUCAGUUUGGAAUGAUUGGACUCUUGACAUUCAUCCGGGCAGCUGAGACAGAUCCUGGGAUGGUUCACCUAGCUUUAGGAAGUGACCUAACAACGCUAGGACUCAACCUUAACUCUCCAGAGAAUCUGUAUCCCAAGUUUGCAUCUCCUUGGGCUUCAGCUCCAUGUCGGCCACAAGACAUUGACUUCCAUGUUCCUUCAGAGUACUUAACCAACAUUCACAUAAGGGACAAGCUGGCUGCAAUAAAACUGGGGCGAUAUGGUGAAGACCUGCUGUUCUACCUCUACUACAUGAACGGAGGAGACCUCUUACAACUCCUCGCUGCCGUUGAGCUCUUCAACCGGGACUGGCGGUACCAUAAAGAGGAAAGAGUUUGGAUCACAAGAGCACCUGGCAUGGAGCCCACGCUAAAGACCAACACUUACGAGAGAGGAACAUAUUACUUCUUCGAUUGUCAUAACUGGAGGAAGGUCGCUAAGGAGUUUCACCUUGAAUACGACAAGCUAGAAGAGCGGCCUCACGUGCCAACAACCUUCAAUUACAAUCCGGCCCAGCAGGCCUUCUGAAGCGGAGUCCGUCAGCGCCCAUCAGCUCUAGGAGCGAUUGGCCAGAGACAGCCAGCCGACCUGCCCGACCACAAAAAACCUGGUUUUAUUCCUCAACUGUCUGGACAAGGACUGCGGGAGGGGGAGGGGGGGUGGCAGGGGUCUCCACCUUAAGAACUGGUGGGGAGGGACCCUGCCUUACAAAUUAUGUGCUGCCCGAACACAAAACUUCUAUAUAUUUUCAUUCUGUUUUUAAAAUCCCCUUUUUCUUUUCUCUUCUUCUUCUCCCUCCAUUUCAUUUCGAGCAGGGUCAAUGUUUUGUUUACUCCUCUGAUGGAAAGCCCCUUUUGGUGUUUGCCUGGAGUCUUUGAAGUUGCAGUACAGCACACAAACACAACCAUUGGUAUUUAAAAAGAAAAAAACAACGCGGCUUGCGCUUUGUUUUCCGAAGCGCACUGCGAAAACCAACAGGACAGACACAAAGACAAAUCCAAUACAUGUGAAUACACAAGGGCAAAAGAAAAUGCAAUGUUCAUUGUUGCACUAUUUAGUAAUAAAAGAACACAAAAAUUGUUUUCUGCUUUUGUUUUAAUGUGGGGGAAAUAAAAACAAUCGCUCCGUUCCCGUCGGUGUCUGGAAGGACGCACAGCCCUGUCAUUAACAUCAUGGAGGUGCUUUUUUUUAUUUUGGUUUGUUUUUUUGCCCCCCCCCCAACCCUCUACCCUUUUUUUCCCCCAACAUAUUUUCAUUCCUUUUGCUCCAUCCACCUGCGUUCCUCAUCCCGAGCUGUUUACUGCUUAGCUUCAAUAAAUCCCGAUCAGACUGUUUCAGUGAGCGUUGUUGGGCACAACCUCUGGACCAGGUGGUUGUGAGCUUACCGAGAAACAUUGUUCCAGAAUGACUACAAACCCUUUUCAGUCUUUGUUACGAUUUUGUAAUAAACGUGUACAUUUUUUUAAUUUUUUGACAUCACAUGAAUAAAGAUAUGUAUGUAUGAAUGUGUAUAUAUAUGAUAUAUAUAGAUAGAUGUAUCUAUAUAUAUAUAUACAUGACGUCUAUUUUGGAAGAAGUAACUAUGCUUGACCUCGUUUUUAGGAGGUGACAGAAAUGGCAUUAUGUGGUAGAAGUAAAAACACGAAAGACAAAAAAAAAAAAAAAACAAUUUAGUGAACAGUAUGUUGAGCUGCCAGACGGGGAAUCACGUUUGUUACCCUGUGCACUUAAAAGACCAAUUCAACGAAACGAAUAAAGGUGACGUGCGGAAGGCCUGACUUUGACUGACUUGGGGACAUCUGUAUUGCGACAAACAAAACAAAACACAAAAAAAUAAAUAAACAAGGGGGUGGAGACAUUUCAGCUGCAGCUAUUUGAAUAGAAGCAUUUCGUAGGAAAGGGAAAACCGAUAGUACGAAAAACAGACCAAUCUUGUAUUUUCUGACCACCUUUAAAGCUCCCUUUCUUUGUAAUAAAGCAGAACGGCUUUCCUGAA
This is a messenger RNA of Danio aesculapii, 3100 nucleotides long. RefSeq names its product CCR4-NOT transcription complex, subunit 2 (gene cnot2). Gene Ontology annotation, biological process: regulation of DNA-templated transcription; nuclear-transcribed mRNA poly(A) tail shortening; regulation of stem cell population maintenance. NCBI's taxonomy places the organism in Eukaryota, Metazoa, Chordata, Actinopteri, Cypriniformes, Danionidae. Bases 70 to 1632 code for a protein of 520 amino acids. The record is from RefSeq and is a predicted model, not a curated record. The transcript is spliced from 15 exons. Gene Ontology annotation, cellular component: CCR4-NOT core complex; P-body.